UUACAUGAAUGUCACUGCUGUACCACGUCUAGUCGAACUUCGCAAACAGAAGGUCUUAGCUGUCCUCGACCAAGAACGGAACCGCUUGAACCAAUUCGGCAAGAAGUUGACUGACGUCCAGCACGCCACGUUGCGCGACGUGGAGUUUCACACUGGCUACCAUCAGAAGAUGACCUAUCACGAGCUAGGUCUGGAUGAUCAAAAUCCUAGACCAGACAGCUAUUUGGACGAAAGCUACUUCCUGCAUCCGACAUUCGAGUACAAUCGUACGAAUCUCUUACCAACCCAGGUCGUGC
Molecule: messenger RNA, 296 nt
Organism: Amoebophrya sp. A25
Lineage: Eukaryota; Dinophyceae; Syndiniales; Amoebophryaceae
Source: the annotation of a GenBank genome assembly